Phytophthora nicotianae INRA-310 is the source of this 1867-nucleotide messenger RNA. RefSeq lists its product as hypothetical. The record is from RefSeq and is a predicted model, not a curated record. Lineage: Eukaryota; Oomycota; Peronosporomycetes; Peronosporales; Peronosporaceae. Bases 251 to 1744 code for a protein of 497 amino acids. The transcript has a single exon.
CGAAUGAUGGUGGCGAUCCAGUGAUCCAUCAAGCAAAUCCGCUCGCUAUUCGCGCUUACAGGCUGCGCAGGAGCGGAACACUGCGCUCCCGACAUGAUGAAAGCGAAUCGCCCUGGGUUGACCACCGAGUCAUCUUUUGCCGACGCAACUCUAGCGAAAGCGUCAGAGCCGGGACAGCCCAUCGACGAACUCGAUUACGUAGAGGCAGCCUCAGUCCGCAAUUUGCCAAGUUCAACGCAGGCAAACUCUCAUGAGCCCCAGCAAGCGCAAAGAGCCCAGCACCGCCGCGGCGCCUACACGCAAGCUGCGUAAAUCCUGCUCGCUGCCAACAUGCAACAGUCCACCAGGCACCUGCAUGCACUGCACGUGUGACGGGCGCUGCGGACGCCACGCCGCCGGACGAUGUGGAGGCCGCAGAGAAGGAUCAGGUCGGGGCUGCAAGCGCGAGGACUGCACGCGCGAUGACCGCUGUCUGCACAGCAACCGAGCCACGUGCUGUCAUUGCCGCAACCUCGUGUCCUCUGCGGGCCGCGCCGCCAAGCGUCCGCGUGUGACGAUGCCGCUCGUCCAGACUCAGUCCCGCGUCCAGUUCAUGUCCGCGCCACUGCCUCCUGUCUACCGCCAGCAGAUGACCGCAGCCGUCACAACGGCUAGCAAACCGCAGCAUUCGGCUACUAGCGACGAACUGCUUGAAGCGGAGCUACGCGCGUUCCUGCAGGACGCCAACCUCGGCGGAGACCUGUCGCUCUGCGAGUACAAGGAGUGGGCGUCUCGACGUCAAUACUGCAAUCUCGUGGUGCUGGUCUGUGGUACGCAAUUCAAUCUACACAAACAUCCGAUGCUACUGGAGAGCUACAAACUGCACGGAAUGGCUCGUCAGGCACUGGAGAUCAGUGCCAACAGCAACAAUUUUGGAGGAGCGGUGCCCGUUCUAGAGCUGGCAGCCUUCCCCGGAGGCGCAGAGAUGUUCGAGACGCUGGCGAUCUACUGCUACACGGGCGAGAUCUCCUUCUCAUUGGCAAACCUCGCAGCCAUGAACUGCGCCAUCGAGUUUUUAGAGAUGCGCGAUGAUAUUCGCCACCGCGCCAAACGAUUUCUCGACCAGCAAAUCAGUCGGGGGGACGAAGGCUUGAGCGGUUUGUUGCAGGUGGUCAACGCAGCGCAGACACUGGCGCAAGCACAGCCAGAGCUCUUCCACUCGGCCAGCGAAAGGCUCAUAGAAGCGUGCAUGCAUGCGCUAGUGGAGAGAGGAGAUACACUCGACGUAGACUCCAUGUUGCAGCUCUUUACGUUGCCCAGUGAGCUGUUCGUCGAGCUCACGCAGCGAGUGAUUUCGUCCAAAGUUCCAGCGUCGCCUACUGCUCGCUCUGCCGCUGAGAUCGCGAGUGAACUGUGUGUGCAAGCGAAGUUGGCGCAGCUCCAUCGAGACGCGCAGCAUAGCCUUAGCCCGAGCCAUUGCAACCGAGUCAUUGCACAGCAAUGCGUCCAACUGUUACAGGGCGAAUCUGUUGAAACCGUUGAUGCCAUCAAGGCGGAGAAGAUGGAGACAACGUGCGAGGAGCCGCUGGAGCUGACCAUGUUGUUCACAAGCGAGAAGUCGGACAAGAUGCUGAUCAAACUCAUGGACGACGACCUGUCUGCUUACAAGGUGUCCUCCAGCAAGCAAGUCGACGCGUCCAUCUGCUUAGCCAGUGAUAGUUUCCGCUUUGACGCACACGCACUACCGGAGACCUUCGUAGUGUAGGCCAACAAUCUACGUUCUGCAUAUUGAAUUAAUGUCGUAGUCACCACUGUCACGCCUCCUGUUAAUGGCGCAGCAGUACAUGUAGUCCUCUUGAUCAAUACACCACGUUGAAAAAUGCCAAUG